Molecule: messenger RNA, 1534 nt
Organism: Corylus avellana
Lineage: Eukaryota; Viridiplantae; Streptophyta; Magnoliopsida; Fagales; Betulaceae
Product: F-box associated ubiquitination effector family protein
Molecular function (GO): protein binding
Source: RefSeq, a predicted model, not a curated record
CAAAUGCUUCCCAAGCUACAAUGUGCUUUUCCCUAUCUUGGGUUACGUUAGUUUAGCUGACAGCAAUUUGAGUGGGAAUGUCCUUCAGCAGGAUUUUAUCUUGUUAAAUGAUGUCUAAGAGGAUGGCCCACGAUAGCGUUCAUGCUGCAUUAAACUCUGACGAUAUCCUAUUUGAGAUCCUCCUUCGAUUACCAGAAAAAUCUCUUUUCAGACUCAUUCUUGUAUCGAAGAAGUGGCUUCACUUGAUAUGCAGCUAUUCUUUUCGUUCUAGUUACUACACUCGAUGGCAGGAAAGUUUUCGUCUAUUGGGCUUCCUUGUGUGCAAUUUUCUAUACCUUGGAAGACCUCGAGAUGGCUUCCGUCGCCCCUCAUGGGAGCCUGCACUUCCCUUUUUAUCAACUUGUAAAGAAGGUGAUGAUUUAAAGUUUUCUGGGAUCCUCAAGCAGCUCGGUUACUUCAUUGACUCUUCCAACGGCCUUCUUCUUUGUGGCCGCCACCCAAUGACUUAUUAUGUAUGGAGUCCCAUAACCAAGCAGCCAUACCAACUUCCUCAACCUCAUCAGUUCUAUCGAAAUUUGUGCAUGGCGUUCAUUGUCGAGGAGUCGCAUGAUAAUGUCAUCUGUUAUAAGGUCAUUCGUGCUAAAUGCAUAUGCAAACCUGUCGAAGUCAACACCGUCUCCAUUGAGACCUUCUCUUCAAAGACUGGUGCAUGGAAACAAGCCACUCUCACUUGCUCUACAGGUUUUGCUUUGUGUCCUCGAACCGUUGCUACCGUGAUCAGAGGCGUUGUUCACUGGUUUGCAGUACAGAAAAAUGUAGCUAUUUAUGACCCAUAUCUUGGAGUGAGGCGUAUAUCUUUGGUUAAACUUCCAGCUGGUGAGUUGUCAUAUGAUUAUGAAGAGUCUGUACUUGGGGAAUCCUCUGAUGGUCUUUUGCAGUAUGGUCAGAGCAGUAAGCUGGGUAUUGAGAUAUGGGUCCUGGAGAAAGAACAAGGUGGUAACUCAUCCAUAUACCAGAACAAUACACAUCAGGAGAGCAGGUGGAAUUUAAGAUACAAAUUGAAUUUCAGAGUUAUGUGGAAACGGAAUCCGACUUUUGCCGAUCAUUCUAAAGAAACGCACAUAUUGUCAUUCCUUCCUCAGAAUUCUGAAUCUGUCUUCAUUAGAUCUGGAUCGAGUAUAUUUCUUUAUCAGCUUGAGAGCAAAACACUGGAUGUGGUUCAUUAUCAUGGCCGUGGCUCUUCAAUUUCGUGGGAUUCCAGUAAAGUAGCACCAUACUUCAAGCCAUCUUGGCCUUCUUCUUCUUUAUGUCACUACACUAACAGUUUGACAUGAUUGGGUGCUUUCAUGAAGAAGUUUGUAAUUGUGGUUCAAGAAAUGUUCCCGUGUUUUUCUGCAGUAGUCUAGAGCAUUUCUCUUUGCUAUUCUUAUAUGAUAUGUAUAAAUGUUAAUAGAAAUCCUUAUGACACUUGCACUGAAUUGAAAGUAACAAGCAUCUUAAAAUAAUUAUUUAAGUACAGAAGAGAAGUUGAUCA